AUGGAAAGUCCGUCUAGGGUGGAAGGAAUAUAUUUCGAAAAAAAGAUCAUGUUUUGGGAUGGAAUCCUCUAUAAGCUUUGUGAGGCAAAAACUGGAUAUAUGUGGAAUAUGAUGAUGUGCACGGGAAAAGAUUCAGAACUUGUAAACGAUGUAGGAGGGGUUGAUGUACGUAAUUUUACAAAACUGUUGCAGAUUGUGCUAACAUUUGCGGAGAAGCUACUGAAUCAGGGUUAUCUGAUAGGACUAGACAAUUACUACAGCAGUCCCGAGCUGUAUGAAUUUUUAAAUUUGAUGGAAACUGAUGUGGCAGGAACAUCUCAUUUACUUUGGAAAUCAUAUGUAGAUGAGUGGGGUUCUUAUUUAACACCAUGCUCAGCAUUAAACAGAGACAGACAGAGGUGGGAAGGGUGGGUGAGAAAGUGGGCAAAGAGCACCGUUAACAGAGACAGUACAUUCAUUUCAGAAUUGGCAAGUUCAGAAACUGUUUACUUGAGGAAAAAAGUCAACCUUCUGGGAUCAGUGUGCCUUAUUGUAGGCACAGUGGUAGGAAGUGGGAUUUUUAUUGCUCCAAAAGGUAUUUUGAAAAACUCUGGCAAUGUCGGCAUGUCUCUUAUCAUCUGGUUGGCCACAGGAAUUAUCUCUUCUUUUGGAGCACUCUGCUAUGCUGAGUUAGGUACAAGCAUUAAGAAGUCUGGUGGACAUUACAUUUAUCUUUUGGAAACCUUGGGACCCAUGCCAGCAUUUCUUCGUCUCUGGGCACAAUAUGUUUUGAUUUGGCCUGGGGCAUCAUCUGUGGUGGCUUUGGCAUUUGGCCGAUAUAUUAUUGAACCUUUCUUCAGCCCUUGUCCAGCACCAGAAGUACUCAUUAAAAUGGUUAGCAUAAUUGGAGUCUCGUUUGCUGUGGCUGUGAACUGCUGGAGUGUCAACUGGGCAACACGAUUGCAGAUACUACUUACCAUCAUCAAGAUGGGGGCCUUGGUCUUAAUUAUUGUGCCGGGAAUGAUCAGACUUGCUUCUGGGCACACUGAAAAUUUCCACAAAGCUUUUGACAACAGUUCCUUGACACUGGACAAGUUACCACUGGCUUUUUAUUCAGGAUUAUAUGCCUAUGCAGGAUGGCAUGUACUGAAUUAUGUCACAGAAGAAAUCAUCGAUUCCAAAAGAAACAUCCCUUUGUCCAUCAUAUUAUCCAUGGUAACAGUGACAAUUGCUUAUCUUCUGGCGAACAUUUCUUAUUACACUGUGAUGACAUCUCAAGAUGUUCUGGAAUCCAAUGCUGUGGCCAUGACCUUUGCUGACAGAACACUCCAUGGGUUCUCCUCUGUCAUUCCAAUUCUUGUUGCUGUGUCCUGUAUGGGAAGUAUAAUGGGAGGCUGCUUUACUACACCCAGGAUGCUGUUUUCUGGCGCCAGAGAAGGACACUGGCCUCUUCUCUUUGCUAUGAUUCACAUUCGAAGGCAAACUCCUCUACCUGUGGUGCUUCUAAUGUACCCCACGGUGGUGUUCAUGAUCUUGGCCGGUGAACUCUUUGGACUGCUAAAUUUUUACAGCUUUUCUCGAUGGCUUUUUAUGGGCCUGAAUACUAUAGGCCUCAUGGUCCAUCGAUAUCGGAAUCCAGAUCUCCCACGGCCUUUUAAGGUGCAUCUAUUCGUCCCUGCUGUUUUCACAGGUGUAUGUUUUUUCGUUGUGGGGAUGUCCCUCUAUUCUGAUCCAUUCAACACAGGCGCCAGUUUUGCUCUUGUGCUGACCGGUGUCCCGAUUUAUUUUCUUGUGGUGCAGAAGCAGAGACUACCUAUAUGCUUCAUCCGAGUUUAUCACACCCUUACUAAGAAGCUUCAGAUUCUCUUGGAAGUGGUGCCACAGGAGGUGCAGACCUACUAAAUCUUGGGCUGAUCAAAGCUUU
Molecule: messenger RNA, 1903 nt
Organism: Erpetoichthys calabaricus (reedfish)
Lineage: Eukaryota; Metazoa; Chordata; Cladistia; Polypteriformes; Polypteridae
Product: cystine/glutamate transporter-like
Biological process (GO): amino acid transmembrane transport
Cellular component (GO): membrane
Molecular function (GO): L-amino acid transmembrane transporter activity
Source: RefSeq, a predicted model, not a curated record